AUGGCUGUUGGAUUAUACUAUUACAGAGUUUGGUCUGCUCUAGAGGAGGAAAGAGAGCAGAACUUUCUAUACCUCCUCCAGCUGGACAACGAGGUUCUCAUCCCCAACCAAGAGCCCAUAGAAUGUCGCAUUUGUUACACCGAUGUUCCUGCGGGUGACGGAGUCCUACUGCGAGAGUGUCUGCAUAGCUUCUGCAGGGAAUGUCUGAGGCAGGUUGUGAACCUUUGCCAAGACCCGGAGGUCUCGUGUCCCUUUCGGGAUGACCUGUACGCCUGUGACAGCAAGCUGCAGCAGAGGGAGAUUAGAGCGCUUGUGUCUCAGGAGGAGUACACCCGUUUCCUGGAGCGGGGCCUGGUCGUGGCUGAGAGCAGGAGUCAGAACAGCUACCACUGCCGCACUGCAGACUGCAAGGGAUGGUGCAUCUACGAAGACUCCGUCAAUGAGUUCAUUUGUCCUAUUUGCACUGCCGAGAACUGCCUGAUCUGCAAGGCCAUACACGAUGGGAUGAAUUGCAGAGAGUACCAGGAUGACCUGCGUAUCCGCGCUCAGAAUGACGCUGCCGCUAGGCAGACCAGCGAUAUGCUAAAGACGCUGGUGCAGACGGGGGAGGCCAUGUAUUGUCCUGCCUGUCAGAUUAUUGUCCAGAAGAAAGACGGCUGUGAUUGGAUCCGCUGUACCAUGUGUCAGACAGAGAUAUGCUGGGUCACAAAGGGCCCUCGCUGGGGCCUGCAGGGUCCCGGUGACACGUCGGGGGGAUGCCAGUGCAAUGUGAACGGAAGGAAAUGUGACCCCAGGUGUCAGAAUUGCCACUGAUCCACGUAUGCCGGCCACGUACAAUGUAAUCUAUAUAACGGACAUGAGUAUUGCUGGUUUUAUCACUAUCCCGUCACCACUGCCCCUAGCCCAGUCCCUUUGUGGGUAGGUGACCGUACAUCAUCGCUGUCUUUAUAAUUUCUCCUGCCUGCCCCGUUCCUCAUGGUUUAUGGUCAGAUGCACACGUGGACCUGCAACCGGCCACAGAGGAGUCAUCACCUUGUUUAUAAUGAACUGGAAUUGUUGCCUACACGUCACACUGUAUCGCACUGACUCAUUGUCACCACAAGGGGGCUCCAGCAUCUGACCCUUAUUUGUCUCGCUACGGAAUAUCUCCGCAUGACUCCCAGAUACACUCCUCUCAGUCUUUUGGGUUUUUAGAUGACCGCGCAAAAUGUAACAGCGUUUCCGUCCAGCGUUAUUAAGAGUAAAUCUGCCAAUACUUUAUCAUUAAAUCUUCCUGUGCCCAAGAAGCCAGGUUUUGCCAGCACGUACUCCUAGUAAGGGCGGGAUGUACUAAACAUCACCUCCGCGGUGCAAGACAGUCCGCCACUUACGUGCGCGAUUAGUAUCGCAAAGGACCGAUCUCCCAAUAAGCGCUGUGCUUUGCGUUGACGGGACUUCCAGGUUCAGGACCGCAUUUGCCCUUUAGUACAUCCCACCCUAAGUGAGAAAAGCUGUUUAUUUGCAGUUUAUGAUUGGACUUUAUAAAGAGAAACCUUUCUAUCCAUCCUGCCUGCAUAAAGUGCGGCUGGGUGCCACGCCAUGUGCGGGCUGCGCAGUGCUAUAGUGUACAGUGUGCUGACCCUGCAGAAUCGCACCGGAAGGGCCCCUCCUAAUUGUACAUAAUCGUAGGCUUGUCCCAAAAGUGUAAAUAUCCUUUACGUUCUGCCAUAUCUGUCUAUAGAGGGCUCACCUUACCCCCUGGUUACAGGUCCUCACGCCGGGCAGAGCUAAUCCUACAAGGACCUCCCGGUACCUAUACAGCGGAGGCACAAUGAGCGCUUGUAAAAUAUGUUUAUACAGUCUGAGAUGUACAGUUUACAUUACACACACGUUAUUCUAUGUUACAUAGCCAUAUACUAAUGUCUCGCUGGGAGCGGCGGGUAAGUACAGCUGCCUCGCUCCAGAUUUCUGACACUGACAAAUGACAAUCAGAACUGCGCUGGUGGAACGAUGUGGAAAGGAGAAACUGUUCGCUUUAAUGCAGUUACACCUAAUUUAUGCAAAGCGCCGAAGUGCUGUCUGCUUCCUGAAUCCUCCGUUCUUCCAGCUGACCGCGCGGACACGCGAUAUAACGCACUUCCGUCUCUGCGUGAAGUGUACAAAUCCGCGCAGGCCACAAAUCUGCUGCAGAGUGUUUCUCAUGGGAAUAAAGUGAUUAACACAAAUGACUAAUCAGCUACAUCUGUUCUGACCAUACAGCUAUUCUUGCGCCUCGCCAACGUGUUCUGGAACAUGUGUAACAAUAAAAGUGCCUGAUUGUG
This is a messenger RNA of Pseudophryne corroboree (corroboree frog), 2300 nucleotides long. Its product is annotated as ranBP-type and C3HC4-type zinc finger-containing protein 1-like. The transcript has 7 exons. The record is from RefSeq and is a predicted model, not a curated record. NCBI's taxonomy places the organism in Eukaryota, Metazoa, Chordata, Amphibia, Anura, Myobatrachidae. Gene Ontology annotation, cellular component: ubiquitin ligase complex. Bases 1 to 813 code for a protein of 270 amino acids. Gene Ontology annotation, biological process: proteasome-mediated ubiquitin-dependent protein catabolic process; protein linear polyubiquitination; positive regulation of canonical NF-kappaB signal transduction. Gene Ontology annotation, molecular function: metal ion binding; ubiquitin binding; ubiquitin-protein transferase activity.